CGGGAAGGGAAGCGAUGGUUGAGCAGGGAUCGAUGUUUACAUACUCGGGUCAGUGCGGGGGCACCUGCAUGACGCGUGCGGGACGCAGAAAAAAAAUGAUGGCUGCCCGAGUGCAAACACUACAGCAACCCUGAAGCUCUCCAUUUAUAUCAGGAAGGCGCCCCUCUGUUCUUCUUUCUUUGUUCGCAACAACUUUUCGAUACCCAAGCCCUUUUCUCCAAUUCACCGUUGUUUUACAACCAAACUCAAGAUGCCCUCCAUCGAGCACCCCACCAUCAAGGAUGGCUGGUUCCGUGAAAUUUCCAACAUGUGGCCGGGCCAGGCUAUGACCCUCAAGGUCAAGGAGGUCAUCCACCACGAGAAGAGCAAGUACCAGGAUGUCCUGAUCUUCGAGUCGACCGACUACGGCAUGGUUCUUGUUCUCGACAACGUCAUUCAGUGCACCGAGCGCGAUGAAUUCUCCUACCAGGAGAUGAUCACUCAUCUUGCGAUGAACGCCCACCCCAACCCUGAGAAGGUCCUUGUCAUUGGCGGCGGUGAUGGCGGUGUCCUCCGUGAGGUCGUGAAGCACGACUGCGUCAAGGAGGCCGUCCUGUGCGACAUCGACGAGGCCGUCAUCCGUCUUUCCAAGCAGUACCUCCCCGCCAUGUCGGUCGGCUUCGAGCACCCUAAGACCGAGACCAUCGUAGGUGAUGGCUUCAAGUACCUUGAGGACAAGAAGAACCAGUUCGACGUCAUCAUCACCGACUCCAGCGACCCAGAGGGUCCAGCUGAAGCCCUCUUCCAGAAGGCCUACUUCGAGCUGCUUAACGGCGCGCUCCGUGAAGGUGGUGUUAUCACCACACAAGCUGAGAACCAAUGGCUGCACAUGCCCCUCAUUGCAAACCUCAAGAAGUCCUGCAAGGAGGUCUUCCCCAACGUCGAAUACGGCUACACCACGAUCCCCACUUACCCCUCUGGACAGAUUGGGUUCAUGGUCUGCUCUAAGGAUGCUAGCCUUGACCUCAAGAAGCCGCUUCGUUCUUGGUCUCGGGAGGAGGAGGAGAAGCUGUGCAGAUACUACAGCAAGGAGAUCCAUGAGGCAGCCUUCGUUUUGCCUACAUUCGCUCGCAAGGCCCUUCAAUAAGCGUCUAAAAUUGGCGUUCUUCCAUGUUUCUUUCUUAUACAUAUCACGAUGCAUAUAUACCACGGCACACGGACGGCCACCAAAAGUCAAGAUUCCAUACACAUCUUUGACCACCAGCAGUUGGCGAGCGAGUACUGUACCUCCGGCUGCCACCACCUGCUUACAUAGGCUAGAUGAAAUACCAUGCCUUACAAA
Dothidotthia symphoricarpi CBS 119687 is the source of this 1321-nucleotide messenger RNA. Its product is annotated as spermidine synthase-like protein. The coding region runs from base 251 to 1126 and encodes 291 amino acids. The transcript has 4 exons. NCBI's taxonomy places the organism in Eukaryota, Fungi, Ascomycota, Dothideomycetes, Pleosporales, Dothidotthiaceae. Gene Ontology annotation, molecular function: spermidine synthase activity. The record is from RefSeq and is a predicted model, not a curated record. Gene Ontology annotation, cellular component: cytosol. Gene Ontology annotation, biological process: spermidine biosynthetic process.